Molecule: messenger RNA, 1351 nt
Organism: Macrobrachium nipponense
Lineage: Eukaryota; Metazoa; Arthropoda; Malacostraca; Decapoda; Palaemonidae
Exons: 3
Coding region: 301-696 (131 amino acids)
Source: RefSeq, a predicted model, not a curated record
GGUUCUGACUGGAAGGAAGGCAAGGCUGGUGCUGCUCCCUACACCUGCUCAGCUCACUGUUCCCUCCUCCCACCAGUCGAAAACUCACCUCAGUGUCGCUAGGUCGCACGGAGCAUGACUCUUUGUUGGAAAUUCAUGCGCCCACCUUUGAAGUUCUGGUUGGUGUUGAAGAGAGAUCUUUGAAAGCCCGUGGAUAGGAAGUGGCAUCAUUUGUUUUGAUGGACGGCUGACAUGACUUUGCUGAAAGGUUGAUUGACUGUCACGCAUUGCAUCAGGUGAUAAGGAUACGAAGUCCUCAAAAUGCUCCUCACAGAAGCCUCCAAAACCAAUGGCACCAUGCCGUUGGGUUCGCGCUACAAGGGCCUCUUCAGUUCCCGGAACGCUCCCACCGCCAGGGCUUACUUCAUCCUGUUUAGCUUCUUCCUGGGGGUCCUCCUGAUUACUUUGGGCGCCGUCUUCUGCAACGUCAUCCUCACCCAGCCGCCCCCGGGCGGGGCACACGUCAUCCACGUGCCCCCUGUGCCCGUCGCCUGCGCCCUCAUCGUUUUCGGCGUCGUCUGCUUCCUCUCCAGCAUCGGGACAGCUUGGAGGUACGGCUUUGAUGAUGGGGACGACGAGAAGUUCACUUUCGCCCAAGACGACGUUCUCGACCAACACCAUCAGCGAGCGGCGCCGGCGAGGAACCUGCCCGUCUGAGGAGGAAACGACGAAAUAGCUUCCACGUUAGAAACUUCGAUUCAAGACACAUGAAGUUUCUCGGUUUUUAAUGCAGCAGCCAUGGGGUUGGGGGUGGGGUGAAUGCGUUGAGUGAACUUGUUGUUUCUUUAUUAUUAUUAUUAUUAUUAUUAUUAUUGUUUGCCUUGCUUUGCAUCCAUUUACUAUAACCAAUUGGAACUGUUGAAGCUGAACAUGACCUCAAAUGGCAUUUCAGACCAAAGAUAACCACUGAUUGUUGAGCUGAAGAAAUAUUUUGUGUAAAGUCUCACGAAUGACUGUUUCCGAUAAUUAGAUGAAGUGAAAAUGUCUUCCUUCGAAAAUUGUUUAUUCCGAAUGAUGAAGAAACUUCAAACGAGCAGCAAGCAGGACCUUGAAUGAUUGAUUACUUCAUUCACUGUAAAAGUCAUUUCAACAUCGCCAAGAAAAAGUUUUUUCUUUUAUCUUUAUAUUCUUGAACUUGAAUACGGUAUCGGUUAUGACAAACAAUGCUAUUUCCAGUUUUGCAUUCACGAAGCUGAUACCAAACGAGGCUGAGAAUAUAUCACUUGGAAUCAUUCGCUUGAUUUGUAGCGAGUCAGCUCUACAUAGUCCUGUUGAUUUAUAUGAGAGGAAAUAAUUAGAAAUGAUUGGAAUU